Peniophora sp. CBMAI 1063 is the source of this 1332-nucleotide messenger RNA. The record is from the annotation of a GenBank genome assembly. NCBI's taxonomy places the organism in Eukaryota, Fungi, Basidiomycota, Agaricomycetes, Russulales, Peniophoraceae.
AUGUCCCACCUGAAUCCCCCUGUAUUGCUUAUAUGGACCAUACUCGCCGCUCUCCUUGGAGCUUUCUUCGCUUCGCACCUGUGGGCCUUCGACCGCUUCCGGUGCUUGAGGUGGAACCAGGGCUCGCAAGGGGCGUUCAAGCGGGUCAUGACAUAUUCAUAUCUAUUGGCUCUACCGCUCUUUUUCGUAUACUCGAUCGUCAGUACGAUCAUCAAGUAUGAUGAGGGAUACGUGAGUAUCCCCGGCUAUGGAGUUGUCGCGAAGCCGUACACUCGCUGGACGCCCGGUCACCGAGCCGCCAUCUUACCGCUAAACUUUUGCUUCGCCUUCGCAUCUUCCUUCGAGAUCAUCUCUCAUCUCGAGGAAACUUGCUUCUGGCACUACGUUGUCUCGUCAGGUCCUGCGCAGAAGGAGUGGUUCAAGAGCGUGUACUUCAAGAUCUGGGUUUGCGGCUCAAUCAUAGCGUUCUUCUACCCACCACUCGUCACUCUUUUGACACGAGACGAUGUUUCGAGGAACGAGGCAUCCACUUUUCUCUCUAGUGGAGUAGCUAUCACGCUAAACACACUCGCCUUCCUGCCCGUGCUGUGGAAGUUUCCAAGGUUCUUGUACGGACUGCGCAAGGACAACGUCGAUAUGCAGACGCUAUCGCGGCUCACGAAGUUCCACGAGAUGAACAAAAUACGAUUGUUCUUCCGCACGAUGGUUGGACUUCCGAUUCUCAUCUUGGCCUGCGACGGCUUGUCCCACCAACACAUUGCAGAAAACAAUUUUGGUACAGACUUCCUGGCGAUUAUAGCCGGUGUCGGGAUUGUGGUAUCUUCUGGCAUCACCCUCACAAUAUUCUUUCCGCGCUCCAUCGAAGGGGAGAUCGCUCGAGACGUGGCCCAUAGCCGCGGCAUCUACAGCGGAGAUGCAAAGCUUGCCCAGAUCACUUUCAUAUCACAAGAGCAAGAGCAAGAGCUCUAUCGGGACGAUAGGGACAUGCCUAAGGAUGGUAUCUCUCUUUCAGACAUGUCGCAGGGCCAGGGAAAUCAGUGGCGGAAUAGUGACUCUUUACUAUUAUCGAAGCAGGCGUCCUUGGACUCGGAUAGCCAUCCAGGGCAUGGAACCAUUCAGCUACCGAACUCUCCAUAUCCCGGAGAUCGACUGCAGCCAAAUCGCCGGAUGCCUGAACCCAUACAAGAGGUCGACGACCUUUCGUUCGCCGAACGCGGGCAGGCCCAGUCGGCAACUUCGCGGAUACGGAUCGCCCCCAAGAAGCCCCGCGUAUCGCACUUCGUGCAUAACUUCCGUUCACCGAUAGAUUUUCGUCGGGCGGACGGCGCAUGA